Strigops habroptila (Kakapo) is the source of this 3096-nucleotide messenger RNA. It is a transcript of the gene IGF1, whose product is annotated as insulin like growth factor 1. The transcript is spliced from 4 exons. Bases 247 to 708 code for a protein of 153 amino acids. Gene Ontology annotation, cellular component: extracellular region. The record is from RefSeq and is a predicted model, not a curated record. Gene Ontology annotation, molecular function: hormone activity; growth factor activity. Lineage: Eukaryota; Metazoa; Chordata; Aves; Psittaciformes; Psittacidae.
GCUGUUUCCUGUCUACAGUGUCUGUGUAAUGUAGAUAAAUGUGAGGAUUUUCUCUAAAUCCCUCUUCUGUUUGCUAAAUCUCACUGUCACUGCUAAAAUCAGAGCAGAUAGAGCCUGCGCAAUGGAAUAAAGUCCUCAAUAUUGAAAUGUGACAUUGCUCUCAACAUCUCACAUCUCUCUGGAUUUCUUUUUUCUCAUCAUUACUGCUAACAAAUUCAUUUCCAGACUUUGCACUUUUAAGAAGCAAUGGAAAAAAUCAACAGUCUUUCAACACAAUUAGUUAAGUGCUGCUUGUGUGAUUUCUUGAAGGUGAAGAUGCACACUGUGUCCUACAUCCAUUUCUUCUACCUUGGCCUGUGUUUGCUUACCUUAACCAGUUCUGCUGCUGCUGGCCCAGAAACACUCUGUGGUGCUGAGCUAGUUGAUGCUCUUCAGUUUGUGUGUGGAGACAGGGGGUUCUACUUCAGUAAGCCUACAGGGUAUGGAUCCAGCAGUAGACGCUUACACCACAAGGGAAUAGUGGAUGAAUGCUGCUUCCAGAGUUGUGACCUGAGGAGGCUGGAGAUGUAUUGUGCUCCAAUAAAGCCACCUAAAUCUGCACGCUCUGUACGUGCUCAGCGCCACACUGAUAUGCCAAAAGCACAAAAGGAAGUGCAUUUGAAGAAUACAAGUAGAGGGAACACAGGAAACAGAAACUACAGAAUGUAAGAACAUGCCAUCCACAAGAACGAAGAAUGAAUGUGCCAUCUGCAGGAUACUUUGUUGUAAAUAAAUUAUUUGUUAAACAUUGGAAGACUUAAAAAAACCUAUGGUUUAAUAAGCUUGAUGCAAUCUCAACCAAUGGGCAUUCUCCCAGUGAACAAUGCAACUAAACAUUCCAAUACUAAGUCUUUAGAGAACAGAACAUUUUAACCAGCCCAGAGCUAAAAAAUUCUGUGGUUGAUAUAUUACUGUUUGUUAAUCUGUUUUAAAUGUCCUGCACAAAAUCUCUUAAAGUCCUGUGCCCCUCAAAAGCCUACAAAUUUAUGGGCCUUUGAUGGAUCCAAUUGCACUAAAUUAACCUAUGAACACAGGCUGCUGAAGUCAUUCAUCAGCCUUGUCUAAGUGGUGUUUUUUUUAUUUGCACUUCUAUACAAGCAACAGGCUGUUUGUUUUACAGUGUCUGAUAACAUUGUUUGUCUACCCCUUCAUAUUUGCACAGUUUGACAUUCCCAGUAACAGCAGCAGUAAGGUAACAUAUACAGUUUUAAACAUCCAUUAAUUAAUUCCAUCUGUGGCAUUUUGACAGAAUAUGGGUUAUAGAUACAUUUGUUUUAAGACAGUUUUAUUUUUCCUUCUCUUGCAAAGAUGCAAUUUAUUGCAAUUUGUGAGACAAAAGAUUUUUAAAAGCAGUUAAAGCAUACAUAGGCUCUCAAACCUUUAAUGAUCCUUCCAGGUAAUUAUUUUGCAACAGUAUAGGUAACUUCUUUCUUCCUCCAUAUAAUGCAGUAUGUAAAAUUUAGCAUAUCAAUAAUACACAUAUAUCAAACAGUAUGUAAAAAUCUCUGUUUUAUAGUACAACGGUGCUAUUUUAUAGUUUGCUACAUGAAAGGGUCUGGCCAAAAUGGUAAUAGGUAAAAGCAAAUAUCGAAAGGUCAAGCCAAAGAUUAAAUAACAAAAUAGUUUUAACAAUAGUUAGUUUAAAUGAACUAAAAUGGCUUCAGAUUCCAACACUGAAAUAACUUUCCCAUCUUCAAAAGAAAAGUCAGAUUCUUUUUUUCUGUUAGAUGUUUGAAUGGUGGUGUUUUCACUUACUUACGGUUAUGUGGAACACAAAUUCAUAGAUUCCUAGGCCCAGAGAAGACAAUUUGAAAAACAACCCUCAAAUGACUUUAAGAGGUAGCCCAUCAGGACCUAAAUCUUUCUGAUAUAUCGGCAUCUCAUUCAAACAUAACAGAAGGUUACUCAAGUUCUCUGUCAUUUUAAUUCUUCCCACAAUCAGAUGUGACUAAAUUGACUGUUAAAUAGGCUGCUGCAUCAUCCUGUAAAUCACAGAAGCUAAUCUAAUCACCAAAUUACAGUAUAGAAAGAGUCCUCAAGAAGAAGAAGAAGAGAUGAACCAGAAUGUCCUUCAAACUGUUACAAUCACCUUUCAUGCAGUUUUGUGGGAGACAUAUUUCCAGAUAGUCUCUGCCAUGUAACCUUGAUAGGUACUGCACUGAUUCUACCUUGAAUAACACUAUGUCCUACGCUUCAUUUCAUAAAUCCACUCAGUGCUGGAUCAGCCGCACAGUAAGGAGUGAUAGGUAGCCAAGUGUUCCAAGGCGAGCAAUAAACUCAUCUGCGAGAGAGCGGAAGAGAAGGCAGGGGAGAAUUCACUGUUCCACCCCGUCCAAAACUGCAAUGUCGUUCUACUUGACGUUUUUCCCCCCAGAAAACCCUUGCAUGUGGCAAGCUCAAACAAGGGGUGAAGUAUCCCUUGGCCAGCCCCAAAGAGGGCAGGGAGAAUACUGGAUGAGGGAAGCAAUCAGGGAGAUGUUGGAUCAGAUCUGUAAAGGAAGUAUCUCUUUUUAAAGGCUCAAAACUGCCUUCCUUUCUACUACACCUAUGGGAGCAGACGACUGAACUAUUAAUUAAAACACAAGAGAAGAAUCUCUGAAGGCUGAAUAUUUUACAGUUCCUCAGUAGUUUCUCGUGAAACAGGCAGGAAAAGUAGGUCUUAAAAGUUUAACGAAUAAUUAUAGUUCCCUUUUGAUUCCCAUAGAAAGUUAGAUUUUUUUUCCAAGGAAAGUGCAAUAUAUUUUAUGAUUCCUAUACAAUUCUUUAUACCCUCCGCUUUCUGUGAGAUGCAUGUUUAUAUGCACAAUAGGCUGCCAUCACAAUGUAAAAGUAGAACAGUAAAUGAAUAAAAAGAAUAUAUCACAGCUGUCACUGACUGAGAUAGUUAUGUUGAAAUGGAAAAAAGUACAGAGAAACAGAUGGGGAAACUAAACUGUUUAGCACCAAUUCAAUACACAGAGGUAGCAAUUCUAAUAUCUGUCACAGCUCUUACAGGUGUCUUUUUUGGUGGAGAGGACGGAGAGGGAAGUAUUUUUACUUCAGUGGCUGUUAAGAAUU